AUGGGGAUGUCUAAAAGUCUUAAAGUGAUUCUAUCUCUUGCUCUCAUUGUGUUCAUGGCUCUUGCAGCAACCAAGGUUGAGGCCGGAAGAUACAUCAACUAUCGUGACCUUGAUGGUGGAGAUCACGCCAGGAUGUGUGAUAAACGAUUCCCUGAGACAUGCAAGAAGCAUCAAGCGAACCCUUACCAUAGAGGAUGCGAGAAUAUCGAACGUUGCCGUACGUGA
Messenger RNA from Arabis nemorensis, 225 nucleotides. The record is from the annotation of a GenBank genome assembly. NCBI's taxonomy places the organism in Eukaryota, Viridiplantae, Streptophyta, Magnoliopsida, Brassicales, Brassicaceae.